AUGACUGCCGUGAUGCGCGCAAACCGGAGCGCUCUCAACACGCCGACCUCAAACAAAUCGUUUGCCUCAUCUGCCUACAAUCGCGGCGCACACCUUCCGGCUAUCGGAGAGGCCAAUGGUGAUGUCUCGGCCACGGCGUUGAACAAUCCGGCCAGCGGUUAUGGUAACAAUGCCAACCCGGGGCCGUUGAUGGAGAGGGAGACCUUGCGAAGCGAUGCCUUUCAACACGCGCCACCGCCGGAUGCCACAGUCAGCCAGAGAAUGGAGCAAACUAUUUCGAACCGCCGAAAUGGAUCACGGGGCAGGAUUCCGGCUGGGUUGAAUCUCCACAUUGAGCCAAAUUUGGGAACCUCGAACCCGGCAAAGUACCACUGGCCAUCCCGCCGCCGAGGGCCCGGGUCUGUCAGCUCGGCCGCCUCCAUUUCAACCACGGCUACACGCAGCACCCGUGCUGGAUCCACGAGGCCGGCUGAUACUUAUAUCCACAGUCUUGAUGCGGCUUCCAACUACAAUAAGAAAGGCAAGAGACGCGAUGACAGCCAGGACCGGCAGACCACUGCUUCGGAGCAGUCGAUAGAUCGCGGGCGUACCCCUGUGCAAUACCCGGCGAAGAAAUCGCCCACCUCUCCCGUUCCGAUGUCCCCUGAGGAGUUGGUGGUGUUGAGUUCUGCUAAGUAUAUUGAUGCAGCGCCUCCCACGGCCGAUCCCAUCAAGUACCGAGAGUCUAGUACCAAGUCUAGAACCUCCAACCGAGGAGGAAGCCGGCAGCCAAGCCUGGAACGUCGCGCCGGCACCGCGGAGCCGCGAAAUAGGACACCCGGCCCCCUUGAGACCAUCCGCAUCAUGUCUCCGACCUCGCCGGCGCCCCUGUCGGCGAGGCCACAACUGGAUGACACCGAGGACGAAGAGGAUUACCGUAGGGCGGUGGAGGCUCAGGAGAAAUUCCGCCUAAAGCACAGCAUCAGCCGCGGCUUGGCGACGCCGACGACGACUACGGAAAUGUCGCAGAGCCGCCAGGACCGGUCCCGCAGCCGCAGCCGCAGGAGACCAGCAAUAGCCGCCCAGUCAUGA
Messenger RNA from Parascedosporium putredinis, 1071 nucleotides. The record is from the annotation of a GenBank genome assembly. Lineage: Eukaryota; Fungi; Ascomycota; Sordariomycetes; Microascales; Microascaceae.